Molecule: messenger RNA, 1980 nt
Organism: Penicillium robsamsonii
Lineage: Eukaryota; Fungi; Ascomycota; Eurotiomycetes; Eurotiales; Aspergillaceae
Product: Zn(II)2Cys6 transcription factor
Exons: 4
Coding region: 1-1980 (659 amino acids)
Biological process (GO): positive regulation of transcription by RNA polymerase II
Cellular component (GO): nucleus
Molecular function (GO): DNA-binding transcription factor activity, RNA polymerase II-specific; zinc ion binding; transcription cis-regulatory region binding
Source: RefSeq, a predicted model, not a curated record
AUGCUGUGUCAUAACGCUGGUCUGCUUGAUACUCCCCCUCACGACCACCAACGGCGACUGACCAACAUUGCUCAGAUUGAGAACCAGCUCCAUAUCAACGAUAUCAUGCGUGGGCCCGUGAAACCUCCUAAAAAACAAACCAAGCGUCUUCGCCAGGCAAAGCAGAAGUCGGUGACAUUUACAGGGUGCUGGACCUGUAGGUCUCGGAAGGUCAAAUGCGAUGAGCGUCAACAAAAUGGAUGUGGAGUCUGCCAGAAAUCCGGCCUGGAAUGCGCCGGCUACGGUGUGAAUCUGUGCUGGAUGACAGAUAAGAAGCGGGAUCUUCAUGGUUUGCGACGCAGACAGAUCCGACUAGAACAAUCCACCACUCCAAGCAUCUCGGAGGACGAGAUCAACCGAAUCAUAUCCUCCCUCGACUCAAUUUCAACACCAUCGCGUACCGUCACUAUAGGGCCCUUUGCAAUAUUCUCCAAAUGGGAACAUGGCGACAAUGAAUUUGCAGAACCCCACGCUUCAUUAGGAAAUAGUCAUCAGACCCAGGACUGGAGCUCUGAGAUCAUUCCUAGUGAGUUGGACCCCGAGCUGUCCAGUGAACUGUUUAAAACAAUUCCGGAUGAUACUGUCAUUCCAGAUACAGAUAUACAUGAAAUAGAUUUCUCCCCAAACUGGGGGUCAUUGUUAGCCCAUGUACCAAAUUCGCCAAGGUUAUCAUACUCGAGAAAAAAGUCGCCUAAAAUGCAUCCAUCACCACACAUCGAGCUAUCAGCGCCUCUAUUCAAAGAUUCCAACACGUCCAUGCUUAUGUAUCACUACAAAAAUCAUGUCGCCGAGCUCCUACAGCCAGUCUUCCACCCGAGGAACCCUUGGCGAACAACAUAUCUCCCAUUCGCUCUCGAGGGAUGCCAUGAUUUAUGUCUUGUUCAAAAUACAGGGUCCACGUCGGGUGUCUCAAUCUCACUAUUUCACAGUAUAUUAUCAUCGGCAGCAUUCCACCUCCGGAAUGUCAUGGGCGGCUCGAGAGAAUAUCACAAUCUUGGUCUCCAGCAUCGAGCCAAAGCUUUACGGGCACUCAAGUUUGCACUCGUAGCACCCAAAGACUCCCGGCAAUAUACUAUGUACCUGACGGCAAUGCUCUCCUUAGUCACGAUCGAUACCAUGACGGGCGAAGAUUCAGAUUUCCCAAUCCAUCUCAAGGGUUGUCGCCAGCUGCAAAGACCAAAUGUCUCCGAGGUGGUCGAUGACUCCAGCCGGCAGAUCAGCAGUAUUUGCCAUUUUCUAAGUCUCCUGGCUCGAACGACAGCACAUGAGCUAGAACCUAGACCCUUGACAACAGAAGGUCCAUUCUUUGAGGAGCCUUACUUUUAUGAUGAUGAUACCAACAUCCAAUACAUGUAUGGGAUUACCCCAUAUCUGGGAAAUCUGCUACAAAGGACCUGUCAGCUAGCCGAAUAUCUAGCCUUCUACCAGGAUGUUGAAAUGCCAACACUUCUGCUAGAGGCAUGUUCAUCAUUGCACCACGAAAUCUUUUCAUGGCAUAUAGAUUUCGAGUCUUUCGAUCUCAUUGCGUUAGAGGACCCGACGAUGCUAGAGGUAAUACGUUACCAAGCCCUAGCAUUUCAUAGCGCGAUCGUGAUUUUCUAUUAUCAAGCAAUCGAGAACUCCAAUCCGGUGGAUCUCCAGCAGCGAGUAGGAGCCAUCUGGACGAACCUUUCGCUUGCCGAAGAUCUCAAAGACGCAUACUCAUACGGCGAAAAGCGCGCAGCUCCCAUGUCCUGGCCUGCAUUCAUUGCUGCAUGUGAGGCAACCGAUCGACGGCCUUGGGUUGAAUGGUGGGAGCGAGUGCAGGGGUACUCAAUGGGCAAUUUCAAGAGGCAAUGGAAAGUUAUACAGGAAAUCUGGAGCAUCAUGAAUUUAGACGAGAAUGUAGUUAACUGGAGGGAUGCUCUUAAACAAUCCGGCAAAUUGGUUUUGCCGAUUUGA